This is a messenger RNA of Cucurbitaria berberidis CBS 394.84, 1170 nucleotides long. RefSeq lists its product as uncharacterized. The transcript has a single exon. Bases 433 to 702 code for a protein of 89 amino acids. Lineage: Eukaryota; Fungi; Ascomycota; Dothideomycetes; Pleosporales; Cucurbitariaceae. The record is from RefSeq and is a predicted model, not a curated record.
GUAGAGAGGAGGGAGGGUGGCGCUGGCGUGGGCGGGUCGAGUGGUGGUCCGCUUACUAUUGCGGCCGACAGUCUUGUCUUGCCAGCGGAAGCUACUGGAGCGUCUGAUUGACAAGCAGAGUAAUAAGGCUUGUUGAGGGUGAAUGCGCUGACACGGGACCGCGGGUCGCUCUAGUCGCUAAGCGGCUAUGACGAAGCGGGCAGCAGCAGGCCUCAAGCAACACAGGACGCGAACGGGCGGGGGCGAUGGGAAGAAGGAAGAAGCGCGGUGCAAUGUAGUACUGCUGGCAAGUCACUCUUGUCGUGCUCGAGGGGGGUUAGAGAGGGUGUUGUUGGUCGAGGAGGGAGAGGGGGAGACAGAGGAUCAAACGCCUCACCUCGACUGGGCUGGCAACGCAACAGACAGUGGACAGACGGCCGCGGCAGCCCAGGGAUGGAUCGUGGCAUCCCCGCCAAGGCUGUUUCCCUGCAUGACGCCCUAUUGGGUCUUGUUGUCCUGUAUGCAAACACGACGUCUAUUCUCUCUCUCUCUCUCCCUCUCUCUUCCAAACGGCCACCGGUUGCUUCUUCGAUGCCACAACGUCUCAAGACAAGAAACGGCCGCUUCGCUCGCUCGCGUGUCCCAUCCCAUGUCUCAUCGUCGGCAUCACGGCCCCUCACCACCGACCAUCUGGUUGUUGGAACAGACGACGCGCACGCCUGACCGCUGUUGUUGCUCGUCCUCGUAGCCUUGUCUCAGUCGUGUUGUCGAGGGCUUUGUGAAUGCGAAUACAUAUAUAUAUCCAGGCUGCGGUUCGGGUGCAAGAUAUGCGUUGGGCUGUGGGUGAGCAGCCCACUAGCUGUCGUCUUCGCAGCAUCCACUGUCCUCAGCAGGCAACCAGCUUGCGUGAGAGUCUACUCUAUGGUCAAGUUUUGAAUAGGUUUAGCCGUAUCAGUCUCGUAUGUCUGGAUGCGUGACCGUUGACUUUGCUGCAAACAUGUUGUCGCAGCAGUUCUGCCCAAUCGGGAAAGACGACCAGAUGACACAGCCACAUGGCUUCGAUGUGAUACCUUGCCAUCAGGCAGAGUGGGAGGAGAAGCUCGGGGGAAGCUGGGCACUGUGGGAGAUGUAGAAGUAGACGUUUCGACUAUUCAAUAUAUGAGAUUAGAAAAUACAAGCAAUAGAAGCAGU